AUGACGUUGGAGAAAAUAUUAACAUAUCUCUCUGAAUAUUUAGGCAGUAUCAUUCGUAGUGUUAAUUGUGUUCCCAAGGAAAAUGGGAUUUCAAAAGAUAAAGAUACACCAACUGCAACUGAAACUAAUGUUCAUACUUUAGCCAAGACAGUUGAACUUGAUGACCGUAUUGCUGCUUUAGAAAAACUUGUUGGUACAGCUCAUGGGCAAAAUUUUGAGGAUCUU
Molecule: messenger RNA, 225 nt
Organism: Entrophospora sp. SA101
Lineage: Eukaryota; Fungi; Glomeromycota; Glomeromycetes; Entrophosporales; Entrophosporaceae
Source: the annotation of a GenBank genome assembly